AUGGUCCAGAUCGAACGCAUUACUCCUGGUGACGGCAAGACGUUUCCCAAACCGGGUGACACUGUGACUAUGCACUACACUGGCACGCUUGCUAAGAACGGUAGCGAGUUCGACUCGUCGCGCAAGCCUGGUCGUGAUGCUUUCCAGACGCAGAUCGGCGUUGGUCGCGUGAUUCAGGGCUGGGAUCAGGGUGUUCCGCAAUUGAGCCUCGGUGAACGAGCCAAGUUGAUCAUCCCGAGCAAUGAGGGUUACGGCUCGCAGGGCGCCGCUGGCGUCAUCCCCCCUAACGCCGAUUUGAUCUUCGACGUCGAACUGCUCGCUAUCAACGGAAAGCGCGCUUGA
This is a messenger RNA of Mycosarcoma maydis (corn smut), 342 nucleotides long. Its product is annotated as putative peptidylprolyl isomerase FPR1. The record is from RefSeq and is a predicted model, not a curated record. The transcript has 2 exons. Lineage: Eukaryota; Fungi; Basidiomycota; Ustilaginomycetes; Ustilaginales. The coding region runs from base 1 to 342 and encodes 113 amino acids. Gene Ontology annotation, molecular function: peptidyl-prolyl cis-trans isomerase activity.